CCGCGGUCUGGUAGAUAAUACCUCCGCCGGAAACACUUUAGUAUUAGAUACUGGUUGAUUCUGGGUGUCAUGGUAAUCUCUGUGAGUGUUUUGACAGUGGACUGUUGUGAGGUGGUGUAUAUUAGUGUCGCCUCAAGAGGUAGUGGAGGGAUCCGUGGCGUGCAUCCGGUCGGGGCGCGGCUGCGGCGACUCGGGGGAGGUGGCUUUCGGAUGGUGGGGGCGUGGCUUCUAGAGGGCGUGGCUUCCGCGGCGCGGGGCGGGGUGGGGGGGCGGAACAUGUCUCCCGCCGCAGGAAGAUGAGGCUGCGCCGGCGGCUGCGGGCGUAGCGGGCCACCGCGGGCCACCGCCGCGCGCCGCCGCCUCUGCUACGGUCCCUUCCCGCGGGGCCUGGUCUGCGAGAAGCUCGAGAGAGGCCAGGCGACGCGAACGCGAGUGGGGAGAAGGAGGAGGAGGAAGGACGCGCGCCCCCGAGCCCUGCGCGCUCCCGCCGCCCACGCGCGACCCUCGGGGACGCGCCCGCCACCCUUUUGUCCCCGGGGUCCCCGAGGGCGGUGGGCAGCAGGGAGCCCGGUGCACCCGGUGCAUGCCCCCACCCAGCAGGGCUGUUUCUAGGCCUGGGGAACCCACCCCAAUUCCCACGCCUGUGGCCCUGGCCGGACAAUGAACCAGUCUCAGAGAAUGGCACCUGUGGGCUCCGACAAAGAGCUCAGUGAUCUCCUGGACUUCAGCAUGAUGUUUCCACUGCCUGUGGCCAACGGGAAGGGCCGGCCUGCCUCCCUGGCCGGAUCCCAGUUUGCAGGCUCAGGGCUUGAGGACCGUCCCAGCUCAGGCUCCUGGGGCAGCAGUGACCAGAACAGCUCUUCCUUCGACCCCAGCCGGACUUACAGUGAAGGUGCCCACUUCAGUGAAUCACACAGCAGCAUACCUUCUUCCACGUUCCUAGGAGCUGGGCUUGGAGGCAAGGGCAGUGAACGGAGCACCUAUGCCACCUUCGGGAGAGAAACCAGUGUUGGAGCACUGAGUCAGGCUGCCUUCCUGCCAGGCGAGCUGGGCCUCGGCAACCCUGGACCACUGUCUCCAUCUGGUGUCAAGAGCGGCUCCCAGUAUUACCCCUCAUACCCCAGCAACCCUCGGCGGAGAGCUGCAGACGGUGGCCUGGAUACGCAGCCUAAGAAGGUCCGGAAGGUCCCGCCUGGUCUUCCCUCCUCUGUGUAUCCACCCAGCUCAGGUGACAGCUUCAGCAGGGAUGCUAUAGCCUACCCCUCUGCCAAGACCCCCAGCAGCACCUACCCUUCCCCCUUCUAUGUGGCAGACAGCAGCCUGCACCCCUCGGCAGAGCUCUGGAGUCCCCCCGGCCAAGCAGGCUUUGGGCCCAUGUUAGGAGAUGGCUCAUCCCCUCUGCCUCUUGCACCAGGCAGCAGUUCUGUGGGCAGCGGUGCCUUUGGGGGCCUCCAGCAGCAGGAGCGCAUGAGCUACCAGCUGCAUGGAUCUGAGGUCAACGGCACACUACCAGCUGUGUCCAGCUUCUCUGCCGCCCCUGGCACUUACGGUGGCACUUCUGGCCAUACGCCUCCUGUGAGCGGGGCAGACAGCCUCAUGGGUACCCGAGGGACUACAGCCAGCAGCUCAGGGGAUGCCCUUGGGAAGGCACUGGCCUCGAUCUACUCCCCAGAUCACUCCAGCAAUAAUUUCUCACCUAGCCCCUCAACGCCUGUGGGUUCACCCCAGGGCCUGCCAGGGACAUCACAGUGGCCCCGGGCAGGAGCCCCCAGUGCCUUAUCUCCCAGCUACGACGGGGGUCUCCACGGCCUGCAGAGCAAGAUGGAGGACCGCUUAGAUGAGGCCAUCCAUGUCCUUCGCAGCCACGCUGUGGGCACCGCUAGUGAUCUCCAUGGACUUCUGCCUGGCCAUGGGGCGCUGACCACAAGCUUCGCGGGCCCCAUGCCACUGGGCGGGCGGCACGCGGGCCUGGUCAGUGGAGGCCACCCUGAGGAUGGCCUCAACAGUGGUGCCAGUCUUUUGCAUAAUCACGCCAGCCUCCCCAGCCAGCCCAGCUCCCUCCCCGAUCUCUCACAGAGGCCUCCUGACUCCUACAGUGGACUCGGGAGGGCAGGCGCCACGGCAGGAGUCAGUGAGAUCAAGCGAGAGGAGAAGGACGACGAGGAGAAUGCAUCAGUGGCCGACGCCGAGGAGGACAAGAAGGACCUGAAGGCCCCACGCACGCGCACCAGCCCAGACGAGGACGAGGACGACCUUCUCCCCCCAGAGCAGAAGGCCGAGCGGGAGAAGGAGCGCCGGGUGGCCAAUAAUGCCCGCGAGCGCCUGCGGGUCCGCGACAUCAAUGAGGCCUUUAAGGAGCUGGGCCGCAUGUGCCAGCUGCACCUCAGCAGCGAGAAGCCACAGACCAAACUGCUCAUCCUGCACCAGGCCGUGGCCGUCAUCCUCAGCCUGGAGCAGCAGGUGCGAGAACGCAACCUGAACCCCAAAGCAGCCUGCUUGAAGCGGCGGGAGGAGGAGAAGGUGUCUGGCGUGGUCGGGGAUCCCCAGCUGGCACUGUCAGCCACCCACCCUGGCCUGGGUGAGGCUCACAACCCACCCGGGCACCUGUGAGCCAAUGCAUGGAUCUCCGUGGGACCAGGGACCACCACACUGCCUGAAGUGCACCAGGCGUGGCGGAGAGCUCCGGAUCAUCACUGCAGCAGCAAGGCUCCACAGACGCUGCGGGGCCUCGGGGCUCCAUGGCCGCCCUGUGUCCUGGCCCCAGGAAGCAAGCUGAGGGGAGCUCUCCCCCAUCCAUUAACCGAAACUGGAAACAAAAGCAGCAUGCUCACUUUUCAGAAAAGAAAAAAGAUGCCUUAACUGUGGACGAAGGAAGGAUUGGACCGCACCCUGGCAGGGGCAGCCGGGGACUGGUUCUGGUUCAGAGCCACCAGCACAUCGUGCCUAAGCGUAUUUUUUUUUUUAAAGGAGAAUAAAAGAACAUUAGUUAUCAGAUUUUUUUUAAUGUAGACAAAACUUAGCAAGAACGAGGCCUUCUGUGUCUUAUUACUUUUUUCUUUUAGCUUUCUUUUGCGUAUGUUUUGUAAGCAACAAAUUUUUGUAUAAAAGUCUCCUGUCUAUUGCUGUUUCUAGAACUCAGAGUCAUGUUCAUGGUCUGCAAGGUUAUUAAAGUAGCAUUUAAAAGACCCAGUGUUGAUCAAAGGGUCAUCCCGUUCCCGCUGCAUGUGAGCCCAGGACCUAUUUGUGCCCGGCCUGUGCUCAGCAGCGGAACCAUGGUCUCUGCCUCUCUUCUCAAAGGCUCACACUCCUUCCUCACUGCCCUGAAUGCUUGGGUGAUGAGUUGUGGGGUCUCUAAAGGGACAGAAUUGAUAGAGUAUUAGUGUGGCUUACGGGCUGUGACCUGGGUUGCCCUACUCCCGAAGCAGGAUGUCUCAGCAGUCCCAAUCCAGCGCUGGAGUCCUCAGACUGCCCUGGAAUCCUGAAGAAGUGGGCUCUCACCAGGGAAGGAGUGCCUCAGCCGCAGGGUAGACGAACCCGCCAGCGAGAGGGUGAGCAGGCAGAGAGCAAAGGAUUCCUUCUGUGCCUUUUAUGCAGACUGCCACCAGAAGGUGUGGCCAGGUUAGGGUCCAGCCAAGAGAUCUCCCACAGGUGGGCCCAGCUACUAGGGUUAGUUGAGAUACAAAGCUACCUAUACUUAGCUGCCAUACACACAGCCACAGCUGGCUCUUGGGCAGAUGGUGCAGGCUUUGGCUUCCCUAUCUCGGCAGAGUGGCCGCAGGUACCCUCCAAAGUAUCUUCACCCAUUUUUCAGAUCCUGGCAUCGUCAUUUCUUCCUAUCCUAGCCUCUGCGGUGGGGGAUGUUGGGGCUACCAAGUACCCCUACAACAGUUCACACCUGCUCCAUGCUGACUUUGGUCCCUUUGGAAGCCCCAAAAAUCUCCAGUGAGGAAAAUUCGUUGGGAACCAUGGUAACACCUUGUUAUGGUAAACCUUAUCCACCACUUUGGCCUGCAGACUCUGCACCUCUGGAACAGCUGGAUUGGAGGGAACACAGCCUGGGUCACUGGCAGGCAGUGAGGGCUCAUCCAGGUUCCCCUCUGCUGUAUGCAGGGCAAUCAACCUGUCUUCAGCCCAAACACCCACGAGUCCUGUUGCCCAGUUGCACGACAGCAGAAGAGGGACUGAGGUGGCUCAGUUGGUAAUCGGCUAGCGCAUGCAUGGAGCCCUGGGUUCCCUGACGGCCUGCAUAACAGUCGGGAUCCCUGAACUGCAGUUAUAGGGCUGUCACUUUACACAGCUGUGGAGUGUUAGAAGAGUCAAAUUCCCAGACUGCGUGGCAAGCACCUUACCACUGAGCCCCUCCCUCUACCUUACUGGGUUUGGUUUUGGGGUUUUUGUUUUUGAACCUGGUUCCUCUGUAUAACAGCCCAGGCUGUCCUGGAACUCCCUCUGUAGAUUGCCUGCCUCUGCCUCCCUGCUGCUGUGAUUAAGGGCGUGCAC
Microtus oregoni (creeping vole) is the source of this 4500-nucleotide messenger RNA. RefSeq names its product transcription factor 3 (gene Tcf3). Bases 661 to 2610 code for a protein of 649 amino acids. Lineage: Eukaryota; Metazoa; Chordata; Mammalia; Rodentia; Cricetidae. Gene Ontology annotation, molecular function: protein dimerization activity; RNA polymerase II cis-regulatory region sequence-specific DNA binding; DNA-binding transcription factor activity, RNA polymerase II-specific. Gene Ontology annotation, cellular component: transcription regulator complex. Gene Ontology annotation, biological process: immunoglobulin V(D)J recombination; regulation of transcription by RNA polymerase II. The transcript has 18 exons. The record is from RefSeq and is a predicted model, not a curated record.